This is a messenger RNA of Giardia duodenalis, 1008 nucleotides long. RefSeq lists its product as uncharacterized. The record is from RefSeq and is a predicted model, not a curated record. NCBI's taxonomy places the organism in Eukaryota, Fornicata, Diplomonadida, Hexamitidae. The transcript has a single exon. The coding region runs from base 1 to 1008 and encodes 335 amino acids.
AUGCCAGAGCCCCUAGAUGUCCAAAGUGAUAUCGCCGCGUUACAGACAGUAGAAGAUGGUCGCCCGAGCGUGUCCAUUGCGCCAGUGGCGGCUCUUGAGGAAUUGUCGGCAGUCCUGAUUGCUCUGGGGCUUCAAGGCCUCGAUUCGGUAGGCACACUGGUUCACAGCCUCCACCCGCAAUAUGCUACUCACCAGCUGACCCCCGUCUUUGCGGCAAAACUAAAGGUGCUGGUGGAGGCGUUUGAUAAAGACUCUGUGAACCAAGAGUUAGAAAAGAAGGACAUCAUUAGAAUAGCCGAUCUGCUUGCCAAGUAUAAUUAUUUAGUCACUGAAAGCUGGAAUGGUGGAGAAUUUGCAGGCAUCUAUGCCGCCCUUAUGCCUAUCCUUCCACCUCUUACAGCCACUUCCGUCAUCAUGCAUGCAAACAAGAAGGAGGACACACAGUGCGCUUAUUAUAAUUGUCCCUCCCUCUGGGCGCUUUUUCUGCUUCUAGAAGAUAGCGAGGAACCCGGAAGAAAGACAAGUGGGAUCCCACCAAAAGAGCUCUUCUCAUGCUUUACAUUGUUCCACGCCCACUCACGGUGUUCUGUGGCACAUGCUGUCAUAGCCACUUUUCGCUUCUUGCUGAUCUAUGCAGAGAUUCCCGGAAUUAAAAUCAUAUUGCCAGCAGACCCCACAAAACGGUCCAAUCGAGCCAUAGACGUGAUGAAGAACAAAUGCGCGCUAAUGUAUGCAUAUAUACUCAACACAGUCGACAGAUCUGCCCUCAAAAGCGCCUCAAAGAAUGCCAGUGGCGACAUGCCUGAUUCGCUGGCGGAGUACAUUGAAGUCCUGAUGUGCCAGCUUCGAGCACGGUAUAAGCAGCUAUUCUCCAUUUCUCUUUUAAAGGACCACAAACCUAUCCGUCCUGCUAGACCCGUUACGAGAAACAACCGAGGCGGAAGUCGUUUCAACAAGAAUAAGGAUGCCCUUGGGAAUAGACCCCAAUACAAUCAAUCGGAUGCUUGA